This is a messenger RNA of Tachyglossus aculeatus (Australian echidna), 732 nucleotides long. RefSeq names its product MIA SH3 domain containing (gene MIA). The record is from RefSeq and is a predicted model, not a curated record. Lineage: Eukaryota; Metazoa; Chordata; Mammalia; Monotremata; Tachyglossidae. Gene Ontology annotation, molecular function: protein binding. The coding region runs from base 158 to 547 and encodes 129 amino acids. The transcript is spliced from 4 exons. Gene Ontology annotation, biological process: extracellular matrix organization.
CUCCCGCUGAGCCUGGGAAAGACGCAGAGUGUUCACCGGAAUCGCAGGAGCGUGGGGAGGAGGAGGAGGAGCGGCAGGAGGUGCCCCCCGUCCACCCCCCACCCCCGUGCCACGCUUCCAGACCGGAGCUGAACCACCCCACCGUUAUCCUCCCGAGAUGGGCCGAGGCCAGCUGCUCCUCGCCGUGGCCCUGCUCUGUGGCCUCCCGCGGCCCGGCCCCGCCGCCCGCCCUAUGCCCACACUGGCAGACAGGAAGCUGUGCGCGGACGAGGAGUGCAGCUACCCCAUCUCCAUGGCCGUGGCUCUCCAGGACUACGUGGGGCCUGACUGCCGCUUCCUGUCCUUCCAACAGGGACAGGUCAUCUACGUCUUCUCCAAGCUCCGGGGCCGGGGGCGGCUCUUCUGGGGGGGCAGCGUGCAAGGGGCCUACUAUGGAGACCAGGCCGCCCGGCUCGGCUAUUUCCCCAGCAGCGUCGUCCGGGAGACCCAGCCUCUCAAACCGGGGAAGGUCACGGUGAAAACGGACCAAUGGGACUUCUUCUGCUAGUGAGACGGGUCAUCAUCAUCAUCAUCAAUCGUAUUUGAGCGCUUACCGUGUGCAGAGCACUGUACUAAGCGCUUGGGAAGCCGCCGACCAGUCCGACGAUGAUCUCUCUUCCUGCCCUCCUGGGGCCAGGUCUAGGGACCCGAGGAUUGAUGCUUUGCAAAUAUUAAAGCGCUUAUGUCAUUGAA